Messenger RNA from Ichthyophthirius multifiliis, 1120 nucleotides. RefSeq names its product RNA binding protein, putative. NCBI's taxonomy places the organism in Eukaryota, Ciliophora, Oligohymenophorea, Hymenostomatida. The record is from RefSeq and is a predicted model, not a curated record. The transcript has 9 exons. Gene Ontology annotation, molecular function: RNA binding; protein binding.
AUAAGAUAAUAGUAUUGACUUAAAAUUAUUUAUUGGAUAAUUGCCUAAAGCAUGGGAAAAGGAAUAAAUCAAAGAAUUUUUCUCAAAAUAUGGAAAAAUAUAUGAAGUUUAAAUUAUAAGAGAUGCUAAAGGAUAACAUAAAGGAUGUGCUUUUGUAAAAUUUGCCUCUAUGACCGAUGCAGAAAGAGCCAUAGCUGAUUUAAAAAAUAAAUCACUGCCAGGAAUGAAAAAUAAUAUCGAAAUUAAAUGGGCUGAUAACGAAGAAGAAAGAUUAGGUGUUAAUUAAGAUUCUGACCAUAAAUUAUUUGUCGGUUCAUUACCAAAAACAUGCACUGAAUAAAACAUAAGGGAUAUUUUUGAAACUUUUGGAGAAAUAGAAGAACUACAUUUAAUGAAAGAUAGCUAGAAUAAUACCAGAUAAGCAUUUUUAAAAUACAAAUUAAAAGAAAAGGCUCAUUUGGCAAUAAGAAAUUUAAAUUCUUAAGUUUAUAUAGGAAAUUCUGAAAAUCCAAUUGAAGUUAGAUUUGCGAAAAAAUAUGUUGAGUCAGAACACUAAAAAGUUUAACAUAAAACAGAAUAAGCAAAUAUUCCUUUUGUUUCUUGGCAAAAAAUAUACUUUAAAUAUUAUACAGAAAAUAAUUAACCUUAUUAUUAUCAUCCUUAUACUAAUUAAAGUACUUACGAAAGACCAUCUACAGGUUCCCUAAUUCAUGAUGUAGAUGGAAGUUCUGAAUAUAUUGAACUAAAUUCAAAAUAACUAUUAAUGCCAAAAAAUGAACCUUUUGUUAUAAAUGAUAGAAAAGAUGUUUAUGAUGGUAAAAAGCAUGGUCCUCCCGGUUCAAACUUAUUUAUUUUUCAUCUCCCAACUGAUUUUAGAGAUUCUGAUCUAGAAAGAAUGUUUUCUUAAUUUGGAGAAGUUAUAUCUGCAAGAGUAAAUACAAGACCUGAUGGUACUAGCAAAGGAUUUGGCUUUAUUAGUUAUAAUUCAGCUAAAGAAGCUGAAGACGCUAUAAGAAAUUUAAAUGGAGUUUAAUUAAAAAAUAAAAGAUUGAAAGUAGAAAUUAAAAAAGAAUAAACAAAUUCAAAUUCUUUAAUUAAAACUACUUUUAAUCCUUUUUGA